Gadus chalcogrammus (walleye pollock) is the source of this 3199-nucleotide messenger RNA. RefSeq lists its product as uncharacterized. Gene Ontology annotation, molecular function: cysteine-type endopeptidase activity; protein binding. The transcript has 16 exons. Bases 65 to 3199 code for a protein of 1044 amino acids. NCBI's taxonomy places the organism in Eukaryota, Metazoa, Chordata, Actinopteri, Gadiformes, Gadidae. Gene Ontology annotation, biological process: proteolysis; regulation of apoptotic process; signal transduction. The record is from RefSeq and is a predicted model, not a curated record.
ACGUUUUGUUUUUCUUUUGAUUUGUCUUUCAGAACUUGGAAGGAUUCGCUCUAAAUUAGUCGACAUGUUGUUGGACGACGAUGUCAUCAAUCUCCUGCGUUACCUUUGGGAGAGGAAUGUGUUGAAUGAAGAGGAGAAGAAGACUGUAGAGGGGAAGACGACCAGUAAAGACAGAGCACAUUGUCUCAUUGAUACUGUGAUGGAGAAAGGGAAGAGAGAAAGUAGCCUGAUGGUGGAUUAUUUGACAGAGAGGCGCCCUGAACUAUGCUCAGCCCUGGGUCUGAACCCAACUUCUGCACUGAUCAAACUUGGUAGGAAUCGCUCUAAAUUAGUCGACCUGUUGUUGAACCAUGAUGUCACCAAUCUCCUGCGUUACCUUUGGGAGAUGAAUGUGUUGAAUGACGAGGAGAAGAAGACUGUAGAGGAGAAGACGACCAGAGAAGACAGAGCACGUUGUCUCAUUGACACGGUGAUGAAGAAAGGGGAUAGAGAAAGUAGCGUGAUGGUUGAUUAUCUGACAGAGAGGCCCCCUGCACUAUGGCCAACCCUGGGUCUGACCCCAACUUCUGCUCUGAUCAAACUUGGAAGCAUUCGCUCUAAAUUAGUCUACACGUUGUCAGACCACAAUGUCAUCAAACUCCUGCGUUGCCUUUGGGGGAUGAAUGUGUUUAAUGACAAGCAGAAGAAGACUGUAGAGGAGAAGACGAACAGAGAAGCCAAAGCACGUUGUCUCAUUUAUACAGUGAUGGGGAAAGGGGCGACAGCAAGUAGCCUGAUGGUUGAUUAUCUGACGGAGAAGCACCCUGAACUAUGCUUAACCCUGGGUCUGACCCCAACUUCUGCUCUGAUCAAACUUGGAAGGAUUCGCUCUAAAUUCGUCGACAUGUUGUCAUACAAUGAUUUCAUCGAUCUCCUGCAUAACCUUAGGAAGUUAAAUGUGUUGAAUGACGAGGAGAAGAAGACUGUAGAGGGGAAGACGACCACUGAAGACAAAGCACGUUGUCUCAUUGAUACGGUGAUGGGGAAAGGAGCGACAGCAAAACUUGGAAGGAUUGGCUCUAAAUUAUUUUGCAUGUUCUCGGACCACGACGUCAUCAAUCUCCUGCAUUACCUGAGGGAGAUGAAUAUGUUGAAUGACGAGGAGGAGAAGACUGUAGAGGGGAAGACAAACAGAGAAGACAAAGCACGUUGUCUCAUUGAUACGGUGAUGGAGAAAGGAGAGAGUGCAAGUAGCCUGAUGGUUGAUUAUCUGACGGAGAGGCACCCUGAACUACGGAUAGGGUUUGGUGGGGAUCCGUCAUUCAGUAGCAGACAGGAGAGUCCUGGUCUGAUGUCCCCGUCUCUGCCCCUCGAAAUGCAUGAAGGCGACAGCGAGCUGGACAGAGACCAUGACACCCGUUCCGCAGGGCAGGAUCUGACCGAUGAUCAGCUCAUGAAGGUGGCCGCAACACUGGGAAAGGAGUGGAAGCAGGCGGCCAUCCUCCUGGGGCUGAAGAAAGAAGAACUGGACGUCAUCAAGGCAAAACAUAGACCUGUGAUUCAUAAUAGACAAAGAAUGUUGAUGUUCUGGAAGCACCAAAGACCACCAGGAGAGGCCACAGCACAGGACAUGCUGAGAGGCCUGGAAAAACUGAAGGACCUACCGGUCGAGACUCGUCGGUUAUUGGAAGGACCUGUACAGAAUCGAUCUAAACCUGUUAAGAAGAAGCCGUCAUGCAGUAGCGCACAGGGGAGCCGUCCUGGUGAGCUGUCCUCGUCUGCUAGUGACGGGACGCUGGACAAAGUCGAUGAAACCCGCUCCUCAGGGCAGGAUAUGUCGGCUGUGCAGCUCCGGGUUGUUGCAAAAACUCUGGGAAAGAGGUGGGAGCGGGCAGCCAUCCACCUGGGGCUGACGGACGAAGAUCUGGACGACAUCAAGAAAGAAGAGAUGGCUGAGUUCAAGCAGAGACGGAAGAUGUUGCUGCUGUGGAAGGACCGAAGACCAGGAAAGGCCACGGCACAGGACCUGCUGAGUGGUCUGGAAGGGCUGAAGGUCCUACCGGUCAAUACUCGUCGGUCAUUGGAAGGACUUGUGCAGAAUCGAUCUAAACCUGUUAAGAAGAAGCUGUCAUUCAGUAGCGCACAGAGGAGCCGUCCUGGACCUGUACAGAAUCGAUCUAAACCUGUUAAGAGGAAGCCGUCAUGCAGUGGCGGACAGGAGAGCCUUCCUGGUGAGCUGUCCUCGUCUGCUAGUGACGGGACGCUGGACAAAGUCGAUGAAACCCGCUCCCCAGGGCAGGAUCUGUCGGCUGUGCAGCUCCGGGUUGUUGCAAAAACUCUGGGACGAAGGUGGGAGCGGGCAGCCCUCCACCUGGGGCUGACGGACGAAGAUCUGGACGACAUCAAGAAAGAAGAGAUGGCUGAGUUCAAGCAGAGACGGAAGAUGUUGCUGCUGUGGAAGGACCGAAGACCAGGAAAGGCCACGGCACAGGACCUGCUGAGUGGUCUGGAAGGGCUGAAGGUCCUACCGGUCAAUACUCGUCGGUUAUUGGAAGUGGAGCUUCAAAGGGUCCGUUGUGAAUUUGUGAAGACAGUUAAAAUCGCAGUUAUCAAAGGUCUCCUGGAUGACCUUUUGGUGCAGAAAGUGUUCAUUACUGAUGUCAAGGACUCUGUGAUGGAGAACGAGAGGAGCACAAAGGACCGAGCACGGUGUCUGAUCGAUAUGGUGAUCGGUAAAGGGGAGAAAGCAAGUCGGAUAAUGAUUGCUAGUAUGAAGAAGAGGGACCCUGACUUAUGCUCCACCCUGGGUCUGAUCCCUUUUCCUGCUGGUUUGGGAAAUGGAGGCCGGAAAAGAAAUGGAAGUAAAUCUGAAGAAGUGGCCAAUAAGAAACCUUGCACGGUAGAUGUGUCAGACCGCAUCACUGAAACCCACUCCACAGGGCCGACUCUGACUGAAAAGGAGCUCAUGAAUGUGGCCAAAACGCUGGGAAAUGAGUGGGAGACGAUUGCCAUCCAUCUGGAAAUAACGACCAAAGCUUUGGAGGAAAUCAAGGCAGAACAUAGAUCUGUGGCCAUGCAGAAGCUGAAGAUGUUGGUGAUGUGGACGCGCCGACGACCACAAGGAAAGGCCACAGCACAGGACCUGCUGAGAGGUUUGGAAGACAUGGAGGACCUACCGGUCGAGACUCGUCUGUCGUUGACAGCCUUGAUUAAGCAGUAG